UGAACAACGAGCAGCACCUGAAGGCAGCAGCAGCUAAAACUCGCGGAGGAAACAGGUGAACAUGAACGCUGGAAAGAGUCCAGUACUGAAAAUAAUCCUCAUAGGAAACUCCGGGGUGGGAAAAUCCUCCUUCAUGAACAGAUAUGUGACUCACCAUUUCACCAAUGCCUACCGGGCCACUAUAGGGACAGACUUCUUCUCAAAAACAGUCAACAUAGACGGGGACUUUGUCAUCCUGCAGAUUUGGGACACAGCGGGUACAGAGAGGUUCCAGUCUCUGGGCACACCUUUGUACAGAGGAGCCCACUGCUGCAUGCUGGUGUUUGAUGUCACAUCCAGAGAUAGUUUCUCUGCACUGGAGGGGUGGAGGAAUGAAUUUCUGAUCCAGGGCGAGCCUCAGGAGCCAUCUGAAUUCCCCUUUAUCGUGCUGGGCAACAAGACUGACCUAAGCAACAGGGAGGUGUCUCGCAGGCAGGCCAUGCAGUGGUGUGAGGACAUAGGAGCUGAAUACUUGGAAGGAAGUGCCAAACAGGAUCUAGAUGUGGAGAAGCCGUUCCUGAGAGCAGCUCAGAGAGGUUUGCAACAGUACAAAAAACACACAUUGGAAAAUACAGGACAUUUCCAGAUAACCUGCAAACAGCCGAGAGAAACUCGCAACACCUGUGAGUGCUGAGAGCAGCACUCGUCCCAGUGUGGGAGGGAAAGUUCAGAGAGACCCCGGCACUGACUGCUGAUGAUGACCUAUCCAACAAGGGUGCAAAAAUAGUGACCCAGCAAAGGUACUGUGGAAGGAAAGGACACAAUUUUAUACCACAUGGAGAGAGGAACAAACUCAUUAAAUGUUUUUUUCUUUUUUGAGAACCUUCAGCUUAUGGUCUAACUUAAGGCAUCACUACUAAAAUACACUGCUUUUGCAUGCAUGUCUAGUUUUGUUCAACAGACACACUGACACGCACAAAAAUUAUGAAUGCAUAUGAAGAGAAAGUUAUUUUCUAGAAAGGAAUUGGGAGGGGGGGGGGAACCACAAACAAAAACCAAGGUGCCAGCCAGAGAAAAGGUGGCAAGCGAAAACCUUGGCUCUGAUCGUCCUGGCUGUUUCCAUCACAACUGAAUCCGCCCUAACAAAGUAGAUUUACACUCAUAUCCAGUCAGAAACAUCCUCCCUGUACACGGUUGUAUUGUGAUGAACCUAACAUGGCAUCAGACUUUUACAGUGAAUCAGCCUGACAGAAUCAAAUCAGAACAAUCAGGGAGACUAUAUAUAUUUAUAUAUAUAACUGUUUCUUUUAUAAGUAAAGACACAAAAGGCAAUCGAGAAAUGACCAACAUGUAAAAAUGGUUUCUUACAGGUAAUUAUAUAAAAGGCCAAGAUGUUUUUUUUGUUUGUUUUAUUCUUGCUCUAUGAACGAACUAAUUUACAGGUGAGAACACUCCGGCCAUAUAAGCUUUCUUCCCAAGAUAUCCCCAUUCCAAAACAUACGGGUUGACACGUCAAGUUAGCUUGCACACCAUCUGUAGUCUGAAAUACAGAGCCGUGGAAGGACAAAAAUUAAAAAUUUAUUAAAUGGAUUCACAAACAUCAAUAGGAUAGGAAAAGUAUGCCUACUAAUAUAAUUCCUCCAUCCAAAAAUUAAACAAGCGGUGCGAGACCACAUUCAUGAGCAUAAAGUGUAGGACAGCUGAUGGGGAUAUUAAGGGGAGGGCAUGAACAGAUCUGAUGGUGUUUUUUUCUUCAUACCCUGUGAAAUUUCAGAUUUGGCAAACAAAGCAACACAAACACUGAGUAGUAAACAAAGUAAAAACUCUCCUCUCCCUGGGUCCACUUCAAAGUUCCCUUCAGUCCUAUCACCUCUGCGGUUCUACUUGGAACAAAUACAAAAAUCUUUCUCUCUUUCAUUACCAUCUGUUAACAUCAAGAACAUACAACCAACUGAAUGAAGAUUUUUAAAAAUAUAGUGGCAACCUCAACAAAGCCACCCAUCUUCCCACGAACACAAACUAUGGGGAUGAACA
Labrus mixtus (cuckoo wrasse) is the source of this 2013-nucleotide messenger RNA. RefSeq lists its product as uncharacterized. Gene Ontology annotation, cellular component: lysosome; late endosome; phagocytic vesicle. Gene Ontology annotation, molecular function: GTP binding; GTPase activity. The transcript has 5 exons. The coding region runs from base 62 to 673 and encodes 203 amino acids. NCBI's taxonomy places the organism in Eukaryota, Metazoa, Chordata, Actinopteri, Labriformes, Labridae. Gene Ontology annotation, biological process: endosome to lysosome transport; phagosome-lysosome fusion. The record is from RefSeq and is a predicted model, not a curated record.